AUGGGGAGGGAAAAUCAAAGCAGCGUGUCUGAGUUCCUCCUCCUGGGGCUCCCCAUCCGGCCAGAGCAGCAGGGCAUGUUCUUUGCCCUGUUCCUGGGCAUGUACCUGAUCACGGUGCUGGGCAACCUGCUCAUCCUCCUGGUCAUCAGGCUGGACCCUCACCUUCACACCCCCAUGUACUUCUUCCUCAGCCACUUGGCCUUCACUGACAUCACUUUUUCAUCAGUCACAACUCCAAAGAUGCUCGUGAAUAUGCAGACACAGAGUCAAUCCAUCUCGUAUGCUGGGUGCAUUUCCCAGGUGUAUUUUUUCUUAAUGCUUGGGUGUCUUGACAGCUUUCUUCUCACCUCAAUGGCCUACGACAGGUACGUGGCCAUCUGUCACCCCCUCCACUACAUCACAAUUAUGAGUCAGAGCCUGUGUUUCCUGUUAGUAAUUGUGUCCUGGGUCCUAUCCUCUGCUAGUGCCAUCUUACACACCCUCCUCCUGGCCCGAGAAUUGUCUCCGGAGAACCAGAGCAGCGUGUCCGAGUUCCUCCUCCUGGGGCUCCCCAUCCGGCCAGAGCAGCAGGGCGCGUUCUUCGCCCUGUUCCUGGGCAUGUACCUGACCACAGUGCUGGGCAACCUGCUCAUCAUCCUGCUCAUCAGGCUGGACCCUCGCCUCCACACCCCCAUGUACUUCUUCCUCAGCCACUUGGCCCUCACUGACGUCUCCUUCUCAUCUGUCACCGUCCCUAAGAUGCUAGUGAGCAUGCAUACCCAGGACCAAUCCAUCCCCUAUGGAGGGUGCAUAGCACAGAUGUAUUUUUUUAUAUUUUUUACUGAUCUGGACAGCUUCCUUAUUACCUCCAUGGCAUAUGACCGCUAUGUUGCUGUAUGUCGCCCCCUUCACUACACCACCAUCAUGAGGCAGGAGCUGUGUGUCUUCCUAGUGGCUGGAUCCUGGAUCCUGUCUGGUGCCAGCUCCCUUUCUCACACUCUCCUCCUGACCCAGCUAUCCUUCUGUGCUGACCACACCAUCCCCCAUUUCUUCUGUGACCUUGGUGCUCUGCUCAAAUUGUCCUGCUCAGACGUCUUCCUCAAUGAGUUGGUCAUGUUUACAGUAGGCGUGGUGGUCAUUACUCUGCCAUUCACAUGCAUCCUGGUAUCUUAUGGGUACAUCGGGGCCACCGUUCUAAGGGUCCCUUCAACCAAAGGAAUCUGCAAAGCAUUGUCCACGUGUAGCUCCCAUCUCUCUGUAGUGACUCUAUACUAUGGGUCAAUAUUUGGGCAGUACCUCUUCCCAACACUGAGCGAUUUCAUUGACAAGGACAUCAUUGUGGCUGUCAUGUACACGGUGGUCACACCCAUGUUGAAUCCCUUUAUCUACAGCCUUAGGAACAAGGACAUAAAAGGGGCCCUGGGGAAACUCUGCAGUAGAGCAAUGAUUUUCUUCCAGUGA
Molecule: messenger RNA, 1440 nt
Organism: Budorcas taxicolor (takin)
Lineage: Eukaryota; Metazoa; Chordata; Mammalia; Artiodactyla; Bovidae
Product: olfactory receptor 1J2-like
Exons: 3
Coding region: 1-1440 (479 amino acids)
Biological process (GO): G protein-coupled receptor signaling pathway
Cellular component (GO): membrane
Molecular function (GO): G protein-coupled receptor activity; olfactory receptor activity
Source: RefSeq, a predicted model, not a curated record